AUGGGUACCGAUGGCCCACCUUCGGUGGUCAACCUCAUCCAGUCUGCCUUGAACCAUACACGAAAGACAGAACAAAGGGUGAGUACAGUUGCACGCAACAAGAAGGAGCGUGCAAUGCUUUGGGACAAAUACCACGAGGACAUGAAAGUCGCAUAUGCCCGGGAACAUGCCAGAUACCUGAAAGAUAUGGAGAAGUUGGAGCAGGACUUGGAGAAAGCCUUGAUCGAACAGGAAGUGUCAAGAAGGGCACUCCUGGAUGUCCACACGAAUGGCGCGCCUACCAUCGCCAAGGAAGAGGACACCAAGGUCGAUCGAAUGUUCGAGGCUUGGCGAAACGAGGAACAAGACGAUGCACAAGGGAUUCUCCAACGUGCUUUGACGGCAAGCGCGGCUCAGGUUCAUGCCCAGAGACAGGCUGGGCAAGGAGUUGGCACACCCACCUUCGGGGGAGCUCCACCCAGUGUUCUUGACUCGCGGACUCCCAGACUCAGAGAUGCCGGCGGCUCCUCCAGGGGAAUGGCCGCAUAUGCCUCAGAUGACUGCGCAUGCAUGGCCGACAAUGGGGAGCAGUCAAUGGUUGGUGCGGCCGACGAGCUCGCACAGCGUCUUGCUGUCAAGCGAGCAAUGGAGCCUUUCGGAGGAGCACAAGCAGACAAAGUGGGUCCCCUAAACCAGAUCAACCCCACAAAGCCUCCGGUCGCUACUCUCAUCGACGACGACGACACGCAAAAAGACAAGGACGAGCAUGCUGGGACCAGAAAGGACGGAAACGAGGGAGAGCCAACGUGA
Messenger RNA from Symbiodinium sp. CCMP2456, 789 nucleotides. The record is from the annotation of a GenBank genome assembly. NCBI's taxonomy places the organism in Eukaryota, Dinophyceae, Suessiales, Symbiodiniaceae.